Messenger RNA from Zophobas morio, 1806 nucleotides. It is a transcript of the gene Mccc2, whose product is annotated as probable methylcrotonoyl-CoA carboxylase beta chain, mitochondrial. Gene Ontology annotation, cellular component: mitochondrion; methylcrotonoyl-CoA carboxylase complex. The coding region runs from base 126 to 1778 and encodes 550 amino acids. Gene Ontology annotation, molecular function: methylcrotonoyl-CoA carboxylase activity. The record is from RefSeq and is a predicted model, not a curated record. The transcript is spliced from 6 exons. Lineage: Eukaryota; Metazoa; Arthropoda; Insecta; Coleoptera; Tenebrionidae. Gene Ontology annotation, biological process: L-leucine catabolic process.
ACCAAUGGCCAUAUUAUUUAUUCAAAAAAGGUCAAAGAUUACAAUAAUCUCCACACUGAUAACGCACUAUUACAUGUGUAUUUUUCUUCCAUUGGUAUACGUUUAGGUGAACAGUGACAGUGAACAUGUUUUCUAAAUCAAGGAUAUUGUAUAACCAAUCGUUCGUAAAAUUUCUCCACACAGACACUGGCAAUGUUAUUAAAACCAAAAUCGACUUUAAAUCUCAACAGUUCAUUAACAAUGAGGUCCACAUGAAAAACCUAGUUUCGACUCUUCGCCACAGAACUGACGAAAUUCUGAAAGGCGGGGGUGACAAAGCAAUACAAAGACACACAUCAAAAGGAAAACUUUUAGUUCGCGACAGAAUUAACUUGCUUCUGGACAAAAGUACCGCAUUUUUGGAAUUGUCAGCUUUAGCAGCUUAUGACAUGUAUGGAGGUGGUAUAAACGCAGCUGGAGUUAUAACAGGAAUUGGUAAAAUACAUGGGCGCGAAUGUAUGGUGAUAGCAAAUGAUGCUACUGUUAAAGGCGGGACUUAUUAUCCCAUGACUGUUAAAAAACAUCUGCGAGCUCAAGAAAUAGCUCAAGAGAAUAAACUGCCGUGUAUUUAUCUUGUGGACAGUGGCGGCGCAAACUUGCCACAUCAAGCAGAUGUCUUCCCUGAUAAACUCCAUUUCGGGCGUGAAUUUUACAACCAAGCUAACAUGUCCGCCGCAGGAAUUGCCCAAAUUGCAGUCGUCUUAGGUUCUUGUACUGCAGGGGGCGCCUACGUUCCUGCAAUGGCAGACGAAUCCAUAAUAGUCAAGCACCAAGGCACCAUAUUUUUAGGUGGCCCACCGUUGGUGAAAAUGGCCACUGGAGAAGAAAUAUCAGAGGAGGAAUUAGGGGGUGCUGAACUACACUGUUCCAGUUCGGGUGUCACUGAUCACUUUGCUCUCAACGAUGAGCAUGCGCUCUACAUCACUCGACAAAUCGUGAAGAAUCUCAAUCGCAGACACGUUGAGAACUUUGAUACUGAAUUCGAGCCGCCACUAUACAGUGGUGAAGACUUGUACGGGAUUAUAGACCCGGAUUUACAGAAACCUUUUGAAAUUAGAGAAGUCAUAGCUAGGAUUUUUGACGGGUCUAGAUUAGACGAAUUUAAAAAGAAAUAUGGAGACACUCUAGUUUGUGGUUUUGCGAAAUUGUAUGGGAAAAAAGUGGGGAUUGUGGGGAACAAUGGAGUCUUGUUUUCGGAGAGUGCGAUGAAAGGGGCGCAUUUUGUGCAACUGUGCACCCAGAGAAAUAUCCCGAUUAUAUUUUUACAAAAUAUUACAGGUUUCAUGGUGGGAAAGGAUGCGGAAAUGGGAGGUAUUGCUAAACAUGGGGCGAAGCUAGUCACUGCUGUUGCUUGUGCUAAAGUUCCAAAGUUUACGUUGAUAAUUGGGGGCUCUUAUGGGGCUGGCAACUAUGGGAUGUGUGGACGAUCAUAUUCACCCCGAUUCCUCUAUAUGUGGCCCAACGCUCGUAUUUCUGUGAUGGGUGGACGCCAAGCCGCAGGUGUUCUUUCUCAGGUGAUCAGUAAAGGAAAGCAAUGGACGCAGAAACAAAUAGACGACUUUGAAGCACCAAUCAUAGAACAAUUUGAAAGAGAAGGAUCGCCGUAUUUUGCUAGCGCACGAAUGUGGGACGACGGCGUGAUUGACCCCAAAGACACCAGGAAAGUUCUAGGUUUAAGCCUGGCGGCUGCAUUAAACGCCGAACCAGAAAAAACAGAAUAUGGAGUUUUUCGAAUGUAGUAUUUAAUAAACUUACAUAUUAACAGUA